Porites evermanni is the source of this 3775-nucleotide messenger RNA. The record is from the annotation of a GenBank genome assembly. Lineage: Eukaryota; Metazoa; Cnidaria; Anthozoa; Scleractinia; Poritidae.
AUUUUAUUGCAUUGUACGGAGUAAACCAGCCUUGAACACGCAGUUUGACUGUAUAUUGCCGUUGUUUGAUAUUCUUGCCUCCUGAAAAUGGUGACGUUUAGUUUGGAUGACCGUUUGGUUGCUGCUUACCUUUUCUAUGGCGCUAUUCUUCUGCUUAAAAUGCUGUUGAUGUCAUUUAUCACUGCCUUUCACCGCAUAAAGAACAAGGUUUGGAGUUUUUUAAAACAAUUUUUCUGCUUCGUGACCUGAUAGUCUUUAGGUGCAUGAUGGCGGGUAGUUUGCACUUAGGUUACGAUUUACUUUGUACUUUAUUGGUUCUUUGCGGUGACUUUUUAAAAAUCUAGAAAAAGAGUAGCUUGUGCUUAUCAAGAAGUAAUAAAGGUUCGAACGGUUGACCGAUCUCAAUGCUUUCGCCACGGAUACAAAUAAAUAAAAUGCAAGUAGCACUUGUAACAUCAACAACUUAUAUUAAUGGCCGUUUCAGUUACGCUAAAGACGCAUUAUCCGUCUGGACUAACUUGGAUAAUUAAUUUGUGGACGCGUCUGGUUAUGCAUCUUUAGAAAAACGAAGAGUCACAAGACUCGUUAUGCGUUCAGACGAACCUUUCGAAGACUACUCUUGGGUCGUUUAAGUCUUUAUACUCGAGAAGCAAGUUAAUUAGCGUCCUCUACGGCCUAUAUGAGCUUGAGAUGUCACUAGUGUGAGUACAACUUGGCAAUGAACGGCCCUGAAUCAUGAACAAUCCAACAGAGAAUCGGAGAGAAUUGGAGAAAAAUUUUUGUUAAUACGUUCAUGGACCUUCUCUCAAUCGUUGCUUUAACACGGAAACAAAAAGGAUUGUACCGGCGGGGGACUCAUUUAGGGACUGAAUGUGGACUGAAAAACGGCGUACAGAUUUUUAAAAUAAUAUAUAUCUUUAUAGGGUGCUUUUUCUGCAUAGCCCCAUACAUGCAGCAAUCCGCUUGACAAUGGUCCGUUGUAUUAUAAAUGCAUAAUAAAUGUAGGAGGCUGUGCGUACUGAGUGAAACUCUUGACAGUUUAUAACGGUCUAAGAAUGAAAUGAUUGAAUAAUGUGGAACUUCAAAUUGUUUCAGACUUUUAGAAGUUUGUGCAGUUUGCAUUGUAUCAGUCCCACGCACUCAAUUGUUUACUAGCAUCUAAAUUGCCCUAACAGUAACGUAGCUUAUCGAGAGGGCUUUCUAUAUUCACAGAAUUCACAUGCAGUGAGGUCCAUUGACUCUGGUAAUCUGUUUGCUUGAUAAAUGUGUAAACUGAUUGCAUCACUGAUCACCAUUUGCAUAUGUUCACAGGCAUUUCCAAGUCCAGAGGAUUAUAGAAUCAAGAAGGAUGGUGAUAAGGACAAGAGUAAAGAAGUAAUAAUACGAAAAAAUGAUGAUGUGGAGAGGGUUCGACGGUAUGUUAAACUGUCAUCAGGAAUUUAAUUAGGUCAUUUAGCAUUUUAUGGUCAGAUUUGGUUGGUAUAUUCUUGAAGGUGGACUCUUGCAGAAAUAGCUGGGUACCGCCCUGCUUAACUAAUACCGGUAUUGCAGUGCGGUUUGUUUGCAUAAAGUUUACUAUGCCUUGCUACGGAUUUGUUAUGUCGUAUUCACCAUUUGCUCACCGUUUGGAUAUCUUUAUUUUUAAAAAUACUCCUCUCAGUGGAGACUUAGGCUGAUGCAAACUAUAUGUAUUCUGGCCCCAGUUGUUCAAACGUUGGAUAACGCUAUCCACCGGAUAAAUAACUAUCCAGUGGAUAAGUAUUUGGGAAAACAAUUGCGUUAUCCACUGGAUGGAUUUUUAUCCGGUGGAUAACGCUAUCCAACGUUUGAACAACAGUUGAAAAGCUAUGACGUAAAUUUUUAUACGCAAAUGAGUUCUAGCCAAUCAGAGGAAUGAACCAUGUUUCUUAAACGUGAAAAACGUUACGUCGAAUCAGAAUCGCGAACGAUGUCUUUUCAAGUGUGAGAAAAACGAUACGUCCAAUCAAAAGCCACAGAGGUGUGUGAGUUUCGCGCCAAAAUCCCGCCUUUUAUAGGCGCUUGCAGCUUGCAUCGCCCUCGCUUUCUCGUUCGAUUUCUGAUAUGUCAGCAACUCGUGCGUAAUUACCGUACGUAGUCCACGUAAGCACUUUCCAUGAAGUAUUCUAUAUUCAGGCUAUGUUCACACUGCAUGAUAGACGAUAGCCCUUCGCGUCGGCACGAAAGCUGUCCGCUAUAUAGUCGUGCGAACACACCCCCGAUAUGUGACUCUGCUUUCAUUACAGAAAUUGCUCCGAAAAUCAAAUCAUCGUUCUUGUGUGUGAACACAAGCCCCCUCGAUCCGGUAUGGUUUUGGUGCCGGUGCAAAAGUUAUCCUGUAUAGCGUCAACGAAGCCUAAGGCCCCUUUCACUGAAACACGUCGCAUUUCACAUGCACCGAAUUUACUGCUAACGAGGAAAAUCUCUUGUUCUUGCUCAUGCGGUACGUGUGAAAUGCGACGUUUGAACUAAGAUUCUCUCAUGGUUUGCCUUAUUAUUUAUUUAUUCAUUUUUUAGAGCACAUCUAAAUGAUCUGGAGAACAUCCCGAUCUUUCUGAUCAUUGCCUUUAUAUUCAUGUUGGCCAACCUGUCUCCUACCCGCGGAAUCUGGUNUUCUAGCCAAUCAGAGGAAUGAACCAUGUUUCUUAAACGUGAAAAACGUUACGUCGAAUCAGAAUCGCGAACGAUGUCUUUUCAAGUGUGAGAAAAACGAUACGUCCAAUCAAAAGCCACAGAGGUGUGUGAGUUUCGCGCCAAAAUCCCGCCUUUUAUAGGCGCUUGCAGCUUGCAUCGCCCUCGCUUUCUCGUUCGAUUUCUGAUAUGUCAGCAACUCGUGCGUAAUUACCGUACGUAGUCCACGUAAGCACUUUCCAUGAAGUAUUCUAUAUUCAGGCUAUGUUCACACUGCAUGAUAGACGAUAGCCCUUCGCGUCGGCACGAAAGCUGUCCGCUAUAUAGUCGUGCGAACACACCCCCGAUAUGUGACUCUGCUUUCAUUACAGAAAUUGCUCCGAAAAUCAAAUCAUCGUUCUUGUGUGUGAACACAAGCCCCCUCGAUCCGGUAUGGUUUUGGUGCCGGUGCAAAAGUUAUCCUGUAUAGCGUCAACGAAGCCUAAGGCCCCUUUCACUGAAACACGUCGCAUUUCACAUGCACCGAAUUUACUGCUAACGAGGAAAAUCUCUUGUUCUUGCUCAUGCGGUACGUGUGAAAUGCGACGUUUGAACUAAGAUUCUCUCAUGGUUUGCCUUAUUAUUUAUUUAUUCAUUUUUUAGAGCACAUCUAAAUGAUCUGGAGAACAUCCCGAUCUUUCUGAUCAUUGCCUUUAUAUUCAUGUUGGCCAACCUGUCUCCUACCCGCGGAAUCUGGUGUCUGCGAAUUUUUACAGCAGCGAGGAUCCUUCACACCAUAGUAUAUCUCAAUGCCAUCCUCUUACCACGGGUCUUGUGCUUUGUAACCGGUUCAGUUUGUAUUGUUGUCCUGGGUAUCAGUGUUCUGCUAUCUGUUGCUCCUGCUGGUAUAUCUUAAUGGGUUGCAAUAAAUAAAGGUCAAGCACCACAUUUAAAGAAAACGGCCGAUUCCUGUUUGCUGCCGAUAAUCAUCGACUUUGCUACUGGAAACUCAGCUCUCAGAUGAAAUAAAAUUCAUGUUAAGUGUUAACCAAUAGUUCACUCUCUUUAAUCCGAGCCUGCGUUUUUCAACUCACUUUGAUCCGAAUUCCUUAUAUGCAACAUGAAAUAAAAAAUUAUAAUUGUUGAA